UUUCAGGACUAUUUUUUCGCGUAAUGAGAAUUUUAGUAACUGGAGCUGCCGGUUUUAUUGGAAGCCAUGUUGUGUUGGAAUUGCUGAACGCUGGAUAUGAUGUCAUCUGUAUCGAUAAUUUCUCGAAUUCUGUACAAGAUAACGAGGGGAAUGCGGUCAGUUUGAAGCGUGUCUCAGAAAUUAUAAAUAAAGAGGUGCCAUUUGUUUUUGCUGACUGUAGCAACGAGAAACAACUGGAGGCUGUUUUUGAAAAGUAUUCGAUUAGUGGUGUAGUUCACCUAGCUGGUUGGAAAGCAGUUGGUGAAUCGGUAAAAAAACCUCUUGAUUAUUAUAGUAAUAAUCUCAUUGCUACAUUGAUUUUACUCAAGCUGUGCGGAAAAUACAAUGUCAAAAGCUUUGUUUUCUCAAGCAGUGCAACUGUUUAUGGACCACCAAAAAGUUUACCGAUUAAAGAAACUGAUCCAGUGGGAUGUGGGAUUACCAAUCCUUAUGGUCAUACCAAAUAUAUGAUUGAACGAAUUUUGAUGGAUUUAGCUAACGCCGAUAAAAGCUGGAAUAUAAUCAUUCUAAGAUAUUUUAAUCCCGUGGGUGCUCAUCCUAGUGGUCUCAUUGGUGAAGAUCCGAAAGGAAUCCCAAACAACCUGAUGCCCUACAUGAGCCAAGUGGCCAUUGGAAAAUUACCAGUCUUAUACAUAUUUGGAACCGAAUUUGAUACUGUUGAUGGGACCGGUGUACGAGAUUACAUUCACGUUAUGGACUUAGCUCGAGGGCAUGUAGCAGCAUUUGAUCAUCUAAAUAAAGAGCAAAAAUCUGGUUGUGAAGUUUAUAAUCUUGGAACUGGAAAAGGAUGCUCAGUUUUAGAGAUGGUUGCCGCUUUCGAGAAAGCUAGUGGACAACAAAUAAAAACGGAAAAUGGUCAUCCUAGACCAGGUGAUGUAGCCUGCAUUUAUUGCGAUCCAUUGUUGGCUGCCAAGAGGCUUGGCUGGAAAUGUCAAUAUGACCUUGAAGAGAUGUGUUCUGAUUUGUGGAAUUGGCAGAUAAAGAAUCCAAAUGGUUAUCUAUCACAGUGAGUAUUAGUGAAUUGAUCGAAGUUUUCACGCAUUAAAGAAAUUCAUUUUUCGUUCAUCGCUUAACCUGAAUUUUCUAAUUCUUGUGGUGAAGAGGCAAAACCGGUCAACUUCAGUUCCGAUAUCAAUUUUUCAUUGUAUUUUGUUUCUGGCGUCAACUUAUUAUUAUACCUUUGUUCAGUUACAUUUGUGCUUUCCAAUACUGAAAUAUUAUAUUCGAAAGCACGAGUUUGGGAUAUCGUUUUCAUGCUUUUAAAUGAAAUUCAAACAUUACGCUUUUGUACAUUCCUUUUUCCAUUUUCAUUGUUACAUCUAGAACUGUUUGAAUUUCUAGAUCUAAUUUUACUUCAACGUUAACAUUCCUUUUUUUGUGCAUUCCUUUUUCUAGAUCUAAUUUUACUUCGACGUAAUAAAAUUUCUUUCCCAAUGUUUCGCUUUGUUUCUAGAUGGGCUUGGUGAGAUCUUUCUUAGUCCUAUGUCCAUUUUACUGUUCUAUUCAUUUUUUAUUGAGGAAAUCAG
This is a messenger RNA of Loa loa (African eye worm), 1586 nucleotides long. RefSeq names its product UDP-glucose 4-epimerase. The transcript has 7 exons. The coding region runs from base 24 to 1070 and encodes 348 amino acids. The record is from RefSeq and is a predicted model, not a curated record. Gene Ontology annotation, molecular function: UDP-glucose 4-epimerase activity. Gene Ontology annotation, cellular component: cytosol. Gene Ontology annotation, biological process: beta-D-galactose catabolic process via UDP-galactose, Leloir pathway. NCBI's taxonomy places the organism in Eukaryota, Metazoa, Nematoda, Chromadorea, Rhabditida, Onchocercidae.